Molecule: messenger RNA, 759 nt
Organism: Candidula unifasciata
Lineage: Eukaryota; Metazoa; Mollusca; Gastropoda; Stylommatophora; Geomitridae
Source: the annotation of a GenBank genome assembly
AUGAACCGGAUACUUGGCGCCGAGCACUUCGUGGUGUACAACUACAGCAUCUCCCCGGCUGUUGACCAGAUUCUCCAGCGCUACCAGCAGGAUGGUCUGGUCACUGUUCUCCCAUGGGCGGUUCCAACCGAGGAAGUCCACUACUAUGGACAAAUGGCUGCAGUGAAUGAUUGCGGUUAUCGAAACCGCAACAUCUCAAGAUUCGUGGUUUACGUGGACACUGACGAGCUUAUCAUUCCCAGGAAUCACUUUACCUGGAUGGAGUUACUUGAUACUAUCUCCCCCGAAGAACACGACGUUUCGGCUUUGAUGCAUCCAUCAGACCCAUCACGAAAAUCACUUAAAACAACUGGAAGCUUUAACUUUAGGUCAAGUUUCUUCAAGAUUAGUGAUACCACAAACUGGACAGAAAUUCCUUCACAGUUUUCAUUUUCUGAUGAAGAAAAGAAAAACAUUGAAAAAUUCAAGUUUCUAACACUGUCUCAGUUUUGGCGUGGGGAAAAAAUAUUUCCAAAAGAUGAUAGGACGAAAUAUAUAACUCGCCCAGAGCUGGUCUACGCCGCCGGCAUCCAUUUUGUGCACUCCUUUGUGAGCAACGCAGCUGUUGUUUUAGUGAACAAUAACUUGGCAAUAGUUCAUCAUUACCGGAGCUGGAGCCCUGAAAAACUGGUAAUGGAAAUGAGUAUACUUAAGUUUAAGAAUCAGUUGUACGCACGGCUCAUGCAACAGUGUCAACGAUUUCCUAGUAUCUUUAGGUAG